CCUCUGGUACUCUUUCUUCCAUAAUCUCAGAAUGAGGCCUUACGUAGCCCAACAAGGUGCUGAUAGGCUGGGUCUGCUGGUUCUACACUGGUGUCGCUAGGGCCGGAUUGCCCUCGUCCCUUGACGCCUCGGAUAGCCAUGGCAUCCCCAAACCUUCCUUCCAUAGUUGCAAUGCCUCCGGAUUCGACCAACCUUUCCGGGCUUGUGGAAACUCGAAUGGUGACAGAAUGCGUGAGGUAUAAGAGCCUCUUCUCCCCCGCUGUAGACCGUAUCUGCUGUACUAGCAGCCGCACACAGACGUCAGUUUUCGUUGAGCUCUCAUUUACACCAACCAUAUUUUACCCACUCGAGCAUCCAUCUCCGCCCAAAUGAAGCUCACCGCCGUCGCCACUGGUGUGUUGGUCAUGGCAAGCACUGCUUCCGCUGCCUCUUGUGUUGAGUUUCCCUCGAUAUUAUUCAGUCACUUCGAAGUUACUGCCGAGGGGGUUAGCAACGGCCCUGAGAUUUGCGGUCGUCUUUGGCUCUACUUAAGAAGAUUCCCAUGUCUAGCCUUUCAGCCAUACUGCAAUGUAACGAACGGCAAUCUCCUGUGGCAAUUUCAGACGACCAUGUUCUGCGCCCCAGGAAUGGUCACUUCGUCUUGGUGGGAGGCCACCCACAACAAGUUUGGUGCCCUUGAGAUGUGUGAGGCCCUGACGAGAGUAUCGCGGCUGUCGAAAGCGAUCUCACCAUGAAUUAAAAGAUCCCAACGAACAGCUGUGGACAAGCCGCGUUCGAGCUUUUCAGUGUCGGUUGGGCACUGUCCGACAAUUAUGGUAUAAUAGAGUCACUUGGCUGCUCACGCGUAGCUACGCAGUUGUCAACCCACUCUAUUUUCACGGUCAGAAGCCUCCGAAGUCAUACAUCAGUAUGGAAGUGAAGGACGGAUGACCAACCCAUAUUCGAUAGCAGUCUUCGUAUAACAGCCAAAUACUGAGUUGCGAGCCAUUCUACCGAGUGCCGGUGAACAGAUCUCCGUGACGAAAAUCGAAUGUGUUGUCUGCAAUUAAAAUAAAAUAAAAGGGAAGCAAAAACCCUUAGCAAACGCAGAAGUUGAUCUGCACGGAGCUCUGUAACCGUAUGAGCCAAAUGAAACCCGCCUGGACAUCCUUUUGGCGGUGUCUCAUGGUGAUACGUGACCGAUCCUGUUGACUACAAUAACA
Molecule: messenger RNA, 1202 nt
Organism: Colletotrichum destructivum
Lineage: Eukaryota; Fungi; Ascomycota; Sordariomycetes; Glomerellales; Glomerellaceae
Exons: 3
Coding region: 369-734 (121 amino acids)
Source: RefSeq, a predicted model, not a curated record